Messenger RNA from Colletotrichum orchidophilum, 3108 nucleotides. RefSeq lists its product as uncharacterized. The transcript is spliced from 5 exons. Gene Ontology annotation, biological process: vesicle fusion with Golgi apparatus; endoplasmic reticulum to Golgi vesicle-mediated transport; transcytosis. NCBI's taxonomy places the organism in Eukaryota, Fungi, Ascomycota, Sordariomycetes, Glomerellales, Glomerellaceae. The record is from RefSeq and is a predicted model, not a curated record. Bases 1 to 3108 code for a protein of 1035 amino acids. Gene Ontology annotation, cellular component: cytoplasm; ER to Golgi transport vesicle membrane; Golgi membrane.
AUGUUUUCCAUUCCCACUGCACCGGCGAAGCAGUCGGUCGGUGAGACUAUCACCAUUCUGAGUGGUCGGUUGAGCUCAUCAACGCUCCUUGAAGAUCGCCGUGCUGCUAUACUCGGGUUGCGCAGCUUUGCAAAGGACUUCCCUGCCUCUGUCGCCUCUGGAGCUCUUCGCAGUCUCAUAGGCAGCUUGAGCAAAGAUGCCGAAGAUGUCGACACCGUCAAGGUCGUCCUCGAGACGCUGCUCAUGCUAUUCAGUCCCAACGAAGAUAGUCCAGAAGCCUCGGAGGAGAUUGCUCUCUGGCUUGCUGACGAAUUUACACAGCGCCAGGAGAAUGUCACGCUCCUGCUAGACUUUCUCGACUCCACCGACUUCUACUCGAGGCUAUACUCUCUCCAGUUGCUAGCUGCCAUCCUCUCUGCCCGAACCGAGCGCACAGAAGAGUGCAUCUUCACAGCCCCGCUAGGAAUAUCUCGCCUUGUCGCUGUGCUGGACGAUAGCCGCGAGGCCGUCAGGAACGAAGCCAUCACCCUCCUCACCUUCCUCACACCCUCGUCAACCGAUAUUCAAAAGCUUGUGGCUUUCGAAAAUGCCUUUGAUCGACUCUUUGGCAUCAUAUCUACAGAAGGUUCCCUUCCCGAAGGUGAUCGUGUCGUGGAGGACUGCCUGAUUCUUGUCGCAAACCUUCUUAGGAGGAACCCUUCCAACCAAUCAUUAUUCCGCGAAUCGGGCGGUAUUCAUCGUUUGUCUGUGCUGUUAGAAGGCGCUGAAAAGGCUCAACGGGUGGGUGCAGAAAUUGCAGCGUGGGCGCAGGCCCAGCGCGACAGGAACAUAUACGCGCUUCUGGCUGUCGUUCGUCUGUUUCUAGUAGCAGGGGCCGUGGGAACGCCGCAGAACCAGCUUGCCUUUUGGCAACAUGGCUUGCUGUUCCACGCCCUACAAUUGGCCUUCAGCCAUGUAGCCCAGCUUCCAAUCAAGGCCGAGGCUCUGGUAACCUGCGCCGACAUUAUUAGGGGAAACCCAAACCUUCAGGAAGGAUUCGCGCAGCUUCAAGUUCCGUCUCCCCUCGAACCGCUCGCGCCAGCCGAAUCUGGCCAAGCCAAAGGCUCCGUCAAAGUCUAUGUGAUUGAUGGUCUGUUGGACCUUACCCUCAGCGUCCAGGAUCUGGAGGCAUUCGAUAUGCGUUUGGCCGCGUGCGACUGUCUCAAGGCUUACUUCUACGGCCACGCCGAUAUUCGCUUACAUUUCCUGAGGAGAGCGAUUGAAGGGCAUAGUAUGGGAGCCGACGAGACGGCCAAUGUGCUGACGGUGCUCUUGCGGCCUUCUUCGGACGCAGCCGUCGCUAAUCCUUACCGCAGUUGGUUUGCCUCCACAAUCAUGAUGCACCUGGUUUAUGACAACCCGGAGGCCAAGAGCUUGGUCAUGGCUGUUUCAGAAGGCGAUGCUGAAAGCGGGGAGGAAGUCGUUACGAGUAUCCAGACCAUCGCUGCCCAUUUAAUAUCUGGAUUGAAGCGGGAUGAGGACAGCCGGGUUGUGGUAGGGUACCUCAUGUUGCUCCUUUGCUGGCUGUUUGAAGACUUGGAUGCAGUCAACGACUUUCUCGGUGAAGGCGCGAACACUCAAAGCCUUAUUCAGGCAGUGAACCAUCCAUACGCUACGGGAGACCUUGUCCAGGGUCUUUGUGCAAUGUUGUUGGGUGUUCUCUAUGAGUUCUCGACCAAGGACUCACCAAUUCCCCGAGCGGACCUCCAUUCUAUUCUUUUCUCUCGAAUGGGCCGCGAACGAUAUAUCGAUAAGAUGUCUAAACUGAGAAGCGACCCGCUGGUGAGAGACUUUGAGGUGACCCCUCAGAAUCUCAGUAAUUCCGGUUCAGGCAGCCUGCCUGAUGUUUACUUCGAUUCCACCUUUAUCGACUUCUUCAAAGACAACUACAGCCGAAUUUUGCGCGGCAUCGACCGAGACCCUGGCCUGGAAAUUUCCGUGGUCAAGAAUGGCGUCCAAACAGGGGUUUCCAGAGAACUCGUAGACUCGCUGCGGAAUCAAUUGGCUGAAAAGCAGCAGGCUUUGCAGGAAGCUCAAGUCAGCUUAGAGACGUUAAGUCGACAACUCGGCCAGGAACAAAACGACCAUCGGCGAAUUCGGGAGACGACUGCCAUGGAACUGGCGAGAAUCAACCAAGUCAAUGAGGGGAUGCAGAGACAACACGACGCAGAGCUACGGAAUCUUCAAAGUAAAAUAACAAGUCUUCAGGAAGAGCACAAGAAGCGGAUUGAGCAGAUAUCCUGGAAGAUGGAAUCUCAGGCUGCAGCCAUGGAACAGCGAUACAGCAAGCAAACAGAGGAGGAUCAAAGAAGGGCAGCCGCUCACGUCGCAGCCCUUGAGAAACAGAACGAGAAGCAACUUGAGGAGGUACAGAGAAACGCAGCUUCUCAGAUCCGGGCGCUCGAGGAGGAGCUUGAAAAACAGGCCGAGCAAGCGCGGCAGAUCGCCAAAGCCCAAGCAGCCUCACAGUCUGAGGAACAUCGCAAGCAGUUAGAACAGGUGCGCAAGACGGCCGAGUCGGAUGCACAUCGCGUUCGCCAUCGGUCUGAGGCGGACAUGGCAGAUCUCAAGGCUACCAUAAGCCGUCUUGAGGUUGAUCUCAUGAAGGUGACUAGACAAUCGCAAUGGUACUUGUAUGUAGAGCUGACCCAUUCACAGACCAAGAAGACCAAGGUGCAGGAGAUCCAAGCCACCCGGGAACAGCUUGAAAAGAAGGCGCUCGACCAGGAGAGCCUUUUCACCAAAGCCAACGCCCGUGUGGAGCAACUAGAGAAGGACCUACGUGAGACGCGAGAGAGGGUUGCCCAGUGCGACGUGAUUAUCAAGAAGGCCGAGGAAGAUAGGAAAGCAACUCAGAAUGAGCUUGAUGAUUUGCUCAUGGUAUUUGGCGACCUAGAAGAGAAGGCAGCCAUGUACAGGGCAAAACUCAAAGAGCUUGGAGAAACGGUAUCUGAUGGCGAAGAAGACGAGGAUGAAGGCAGCGAGGAGGAGGAAAAUGAAGAAGAAGAUGACCAAGACAAAGAUGAAGACGGCACAAAAAGCGAGGAUCCGAAAGGCAUAUCAAACUAA